AUGGCACAGAUCAUUCUGAUGACGCCCUACGACUACGGCGACAAGGGAUCACCCUCGGACAUACCCUCUAACUGGAAGACUACCUUCCGGCGAAUAGACGUGUCCGGGACGUUUGUCAAGCACAAGAUCAAGAUCGCUGUUGUUUCCGCUGUUUUGUUACUUCUAACCUUCUUGGAACUCAUUAUAGUUUCGAAAAGUUCACUUUACGUGCCCAACUUUUCCAACACACCCUCAGUUCACUACUUUGACUUGAAGAACUACGACGGAGCCCCCGAUGGCUGGCAAAAAGAGGACAGAGUAUUGUUCUGUGUGCCUCUCAGAGACGCUGCAGCCCACUUACCCAUGUUUUUUGGUCACAUGAAGAACUUGACAUACCCACAUCGUCUCAUCGACUUGGCCUUUUUGGUCAGUGACCUGAGCGACGACACUAUGGGCGAGUUGAAGCGCCACUUGCGCGAGAUCCAGACCCACCCCAACGAAGAAAUGCACUUUGGCGAGAUCGAGAUCUUCGAGAAAGACUUCGGCCAAAUCAUUGGCCAAUCUUUCAGUGACAGACAUGGCUUUGCUGCCCAGGGCCCUAGACGGAAAUUGAUGGCCAGAGCAAGAAACUGGCUCUGGACCGUGGCCUUGAAGCCCUACCACCUGUAUGUGUACUGGAGAGAUGCCGACGUAGAGACGGUUCCACCUACCAUUUUGGAGGACUUAAUGCACCACGACAAGGACGUAAUUGUGCCCAACGUGUGGAGACCGUUACCAGACUGGCUAGGAAACCAGCAGCCUUACGACUUGAACUCGUGGCAGGAGUCUGAUGGUGGCUUGCAGUUGGCACAGACCCUCGGCGAGGAUGCAUGCAUUGUUGAAGGUUAUGUUGAGUACCAGACGUGGAGACCUCAUUUGGCCUACCUUAGAGAUCCGUAUGGAGACCCGGAGGUUGAGAUGGACUUGGACGGAAUUGGAGGAGUGUCUAUUUUGACUAAAGCUAAGGUGUUCCGAACUGGGUCUCAUUUCCCUGCGUUUUCAUUCGAAAAACACGCUGAGACUGAGGCUUUUGGCAAGAUGAGCAAGCGCAUGGGAUACUCGGUGGUGGGAUUGCCACACUACGUGAUUUGGCACAUCUACGAGCCAUCUCUGGAUGACUUGAAGCACAUGGAGUGGAUGGCAUUAGAGGAGGUACGGAAGAAGGAGCAGGAUAAGAUCAUGGCUGUGUAUGAUAAGGUCUGGGACAAGGGCUUUGCAGACCGUCUGCUGGUUUGGGAGAAGGAGAGAAAUUUCAUCUUAAAGAAUACGGACACAAACAGAAACAUUUUCGUGGAUUGGUCUGGUCAGGACGAAUUGUACAUCGAAGAAGAUGAAAAGAAGCUUGCAGAUUUCCAGCCAUGA
Sungouiella intermedia is the source of this 1380-nucleotide messenger RNA. Lineage: Eukaryota; Fungi; Ascomycota; Pichiomycetes; Serinales; Metschnikowiaceae. The record is from the annotation of a GenBank genome assembly.